UCGAGGUGAUAAGUUGCAAAUUUCUAGGCUAACCAAAACAAUGUGGGUGCUUCUCAUGUGGUGUGGUAGGAUGUCUUAAAAAGAAUAGGACAGUAAGAUGAGUAAUUUACUUUUUUUGAUUGCUUGAUCAGAUGGCCUUUGGACAAAUGCAUAACCAUAAAAGAUGGAUAAUUCAGAAUAUUGGUUAUUAGGGAGAAAGGUGAUAGAGAUCUCAUUUACGAUGAGCCACACAAUCUUUUCAAGAAAAUAAAGUUCUUAUGUGCUUUAUAUUAACUUGGUUUUUCUCUAAUGAUUUCUAUCUGUUUGUAUUGCAGGUUCUAAAAUAUAGUAAGCAUUGUAGAGUCUGUGACAAAUGCGUUGAUGGCUUUGAUCAUCAUUGCAGGUGGAUCAAUAACUGCAUAGGAAGAAAAAAUUACAAAAGGUUCUUCAUCCUCAUGGUGUUUGCUCUUCUCUUGCUUAUUCUGCAGUGGGCUGUUGGGAUGCUUGUGCUGAUACUGUGUUUUGUUGAGAGAAGGAGAUUUUCUGCUGAAAUUGUUUCAAAGCUGGGUAGUAGCUUUUCCUUGGCACCCUUUAUCAUUGUGGUGGCUGUGUGCACUUUAUUAGCCAUGGUUGCUACUCUUCCAGUUGCACAACUUUUCUUCUUCCAUAUUCUUUUAAUAAAAAAGGGAAUCAGCACCUAUGAUUACAUUAUUGCUUUGAGGAAGCAAGAUCAGGAGCAGGAGCAACUUGCUGUUGGUGGGCAGCAAAGUCCGCAAAUGUCCCAAGUGAGCGCUUUUACUGGACUAAGCAGCACCAGUUCUUUCAAUCAAUUCCAUCUUGGGUCAUGGUGUACUCCGCCAAGAUUAUUCCUUGAGGAUCAGUGGCGAGCGACAGCAACAACUCGGCAGGGGGUAGCAACCUUCGGCGACAGAUCUGACCAACUCCACCUUGCCGAAGGGGUUCUUCGAUCCAUCCGGCCAAAAAACAUAUGCCGCCUUCUCAACCGCCAGCCGCAACUCCCCCACUGCGCCCUCACCGAGAAGCACCCUGACGCCUCCUCCGCCGACGGCGAAGACGAUCCCCUCCACUUCUCUGUGACUCUUCAACAGUCUUUAUGCUGCCUAUGCUAG
Messenger RNA from Zingiber officinale, 1109 nucleotides. RefSeq names its product probable protein S-acyltransferase 22. The coding region runs from base 258 to 1109 and encodes 283 amino acids. The record is from RefSeq and is a predicted model, not a curated record. Gene Ontology annotation, molecular function: protein-cysteine S-palmitoyltransferase activity. Gene Ontology annotation, cellular component: endoplasmic reticulum; Golgi apparatus. Gene Ontology annotation, biological process: protein targeting to membrane; peptidyl-L-cysteine S-palmitoylation. NCBI's taxonomy places the organism in Eukaryota, Viridiplantae, Streptophyta, Magnoliopsida, Zingiberales, Zingiberaceae. The transcript is spliced from 7 exons.